AUGGAUUCGUCCGGUGGUGGGGUGAUGGAGCGUGGCAUGUGUUCGCUCGAGUUCCUGGCUUCGACUUUCGAAGUUCUGCAAUCACCUGGAUCAUCGCCGUUCGUCGUUAUCAACUGUCUUGUUGAUAGGACUUGCGUGCUGAAGAUGUCAUGUAGUAGUGGUGAGCAAUCCGACAAAGAGUGUCCACUUUGUAUGGAACAGCUCGAAAUCGAUGACCUAGAUUUUUAUCCAUGUAAAUGCGAGUAUCAGAUUUGUAGGUUUUGCUGGCAUCGUUUGCUUACGGACGAGAAUGGCCUUUGUCCUGCAUGUAGGCAACCGUAUCCUGAAGAUCCUGUUACGUUUAAGCCCUUGUCUUGCGCGGACGUUCAACGGAUCAAGGAUGAGAAGCGGUUGAAACAACAGGCGGAAAGACUGCGUAUUUCAGAGUCACGUAAUCACCUCGCUAAUUACAGAGUUUUACAGAAGAAUCUGGUGUAUGUAGUGGGCCUGUCACCACGAGUGGCUGAUCCAGAUAUAUUGCGGAAACCUGAAUAUUUUGGCAGGUUUGGCAAAAUACUGAAGGUCGUGGUUGGGACGGCACCAACAGCUAAUAACUUACAUGCACAACCUAGUCAUACUGCUUAUGUGACGUAUAGCAAGGUUGAAGAAGCUUUGAAAGCCAUACAAGCUGUUUGUAAUGCGCAAUUGGAUGGUCGAAUUGUGAAGGCCUCGUUAGGUACCACAAAAUAUUGCUCUUCUUUCUUGCGGAGUCAAAAGUGUUUUAAGCCGGAGUGUAUGUACUUGCAUGAAAUAGCCGAUAGUGAUAUCAGUUUUACGAAGGAAGAUAUGCACAUGGGAAAACAUGCCGAAUAUGAGCGGAAGUACGUUAUUCGCUGUUUUUUCUCGAGUAUUCGUACGUCAGUACGCAGUUUACCCAACAUGGGAAAGGUGAUUUCUGUUGAAUACAAGCUAUUAUGUGGAAAUGAAGACAGCGGUGCGGGUAUGAUUCCGGCGCUUGCACCUGUAAGAGAGGCACCGGCUCCUCUAGUCAAUUGGCAAACACUUUUGGGUCUUUCACCUCAAAAUGCGACAAGUAACACAACAUCAUAUGCACCAUCCACGCUUCAUUCGUCUACAGCUCCGCAAAAAACACUGAUAGCAACACCACCGCCACCAGGUAUUGGAGGGUUCACUUCGGAUGACGAUCUUGGUUUCGAUCCGUUCAAUGAAUCGUCGAAAGGUCUUGCAAGAUUACUGGAGGAGGAGAAGACCAAACAGCCGUCGGUCACAUCUAAUAUGAAUCAUCAUACAGCACAACAACAACUGCAGCAGCACCAAGAACAACAUCAGCAAGAAAGCUUCGUUCUGGGGGAUUUGUGGAGUCGACCUUCGUCAUUGUUCGCUUCCGCGAACACAGUCCAGCCUCACUCAUCGCAUCUGGAUAUGUUUACUGGUUUGAUGAGUGCGCAGCAAUCGCAACAACACCAACAGCAGAUUCAGCAGCAGUUGCAUCAUCAGCUGAAUCACCACCACACACAUCACCACCAUCAAACGCACCACCAGCAUCCACCACAUCGACAGCAACAAUAUGAUCCUUAUUGUGCUCCUCCGCCCGGUCUCACACCUCCGCAGCGUUCUAAUGUGUCUUCUCAAUCUAUUUCGGAUUGGCAAGAAGGUCUAAAAGCGCUACUUCCGAACGUGAAUGUGCGUUUCGUGAGCGAUCUUGAAGGUGGUGGUCAUAACGGCAGCAAUUUACACCAUUUGCAUCAGCCACAGACAGCACAGCACUUGUCAGCUGGCACGAGAUGGCUACCAUCAGCCUUUGGACUCGAUGCUAACGGACGCAUUGCACCACAUCACAUGGUACAGCACACAGUACCGCCACCGCCCGGUUUUCCAGUGCCGAACCGAUGA
Angiostrongylus costaricensis is the source of this 1893-nucleotide messenger RNA. NCBI's taxonomy places the organism in Eukaryota, Metazoa, Nematoda, Chromadorea, Rhabditida, Metastrongylidae. The record is from the annotation of a GenBank genome assembly.